GAAAAAUACCAGGGAAAGCAGUGAAAAAGUGGAAGACUAGACGCUUGUUUAUUUAUUUUAUUUAGUUGCAAAACAAGUCUUUAAAUAUGCCCGAAUACAUGCUUUGUAGGAUCUGUUUAACAGAAGAUUUAAGUUCGGACGGAAUGACACCACUUUUCGACGAGCAGAACGUCGAGUGUCCAGAGCUCGUGAGAAAAAUUGAAGAAAUCGGCAGCAUCAAGCUAGCCCCACUUCAGGACAUGGUAAGCAUGCUUUGCUUUAAUUGCGUCGACACCCUUACUAUUGCACAUAAAUUCCGAGAACUGUGCCAGGCCAGCGAGCAAGCCUUUUCCGAUAAUAUUGUCAAGGCGGAGAUGAAAUGCGAGCCUACAGACGAUCCUCCGAGCAUGGAAGAGCAUCACAUUGAAUAUAUAUACGAGGCAGCCAGCGAAUUUAUUGAUGCCGAUGGGGAUAUUGAACUAGACACCAUGCUGGAAGAGCGUUUGGAGGAUGGAAUCGCAGAAGCUGAAGCGACAUAUGGCGACAUGAAUGUGGUGGAGGAGGUCGAUGAUAAUGACCUGCUGUUAGAAAACGCUAGCGAUAGUGACUACGAACCCAGUGAACGUUUCCGAAAGCCCAAGAUUCGUAAAACACGGCUAGCCAAACGUGGUCGUGGCCGACCACGGAACUCCACAGCAGAAAAUGGUCAGGAAAAAGCGCCCGGUGUGUGCAGGUCCAAUGAAGAGCCCACAAAUAUCAUGUGCGAAAUAUGUGGCAACAUCUACUCCAAGAGAGCAGCCCUCAACAUUCACAUGCGCCGUCACCUGGCUGAGAAGCCUUUCGAAUGCGAGAUCUGCAGCAAAACGUUUGCGGGUCCCUCGGAACUAAAUCGCCAUAUAAGAGUGCAUACGGGCGAGAAACCGUUCACGUGUAAAUACUGCUCCCGUUCGUUUGCAGAUCGAAGCUCCAACAUACGGCAUGAAAGAACUCAUACAAAUGAACGGCCCUUUGCCUGCUCAACAUGUGGCAAGUCCUUCUCCUAUUCUAAUGUCCUGAAGAACCACAUGUUAACUCACACGGGGGAGAAGCCUUUCUUGUGUCUGCCGUGUAAUAAAACAUUUUCCCGUAAGCACCAGCUGGAGCAACACAUCGGCACAAUGACCCACCAGCAAACUAUGAGAGCGCAUCAGACAAAUGAGGCGUUACGGGGGACUUCGGAAUUAUACUACAUAAAAAUGCCGUUUACAUGUCGAGGUUGUGGGGGUGACAUUUUUAAUACUACAGCCAAGAAUAUAUUCCACAUGGAGAACGAGCAGAUGCUUUCGAACCUCCAAGCAGUGAGCGGGAUCUCGUUCAUGUAUGAUCCCGACCUGCCAAGCUGCCUAUGCUCGUUUUGUUUGUUCGACUUGAAUCAGGCAGUCGUGUUCCGAAAUCGCGUUCGGGCUCAGGCGGACUUUCUGCUGCAGCAGCAACUUCCCAGCAGGUCCACGACUCCGUCCGAAAUGCCAGUAUGCUACAUACCAGAUAGUGACGAGGAGAAUGAGCAAGCACAAGCCGUUGAUGGUUUGGAUAAUGAACAGGACGUGUCGACGGAUGAUGUUAAUGUUUCCCAUGAUGAAAACGAAGACUUGUUUAAGGGAUUCCCAGAAUCCGAUCAGGAUUCCGACACCCAUUCCCCGGCUCCGAGUAUGCAAGGAGAAGAGCUGGACGAAAACCAGGCACUAUCAAUCCACAUACUAGAUAGUGACGAGGAGAAUGAGCAAGAAGAAAUAACCGCCGCCGACAACAUGGUUACGGAUAUGCUAGAGGAGCUGGAAGCAAAUGGGUCCGACGACCAAACACCUGAUGCGGCACAGGAUGAUGACUCUCUGAUGGCGAGUCUGGAAAAGGGGUUGGCAGGAAGAUCUGAUUUCGACGAAACUGAUGCUGCCGAGACACCGCAAGUUGCUGCGUUGCUGAUUGCGAGUCUGCAGAAGGAUUUAGGAUAUGCUAAUGCUGGCAGUGAUACCGAAAAUAUCAUCGAGACGCCGAAACGCUCUAACAAAAAGCCUAACCCCAAUCUUCCAACUUCUAAGAAUGUUAAUAAGCCCAAUCCUUUGCCCGCUAACAGCGUUGGCAAGCAACGCUGUUUGGCAGAGAAGAAGAUGGCUAAAUGCGGAGUUUGCAGCAGGAUGCUUGGUUCUUCCCAUGCGUUAAAGUGCCAUAUGCGAACACACACGGGCGAGCGACCAUACAUGUGUCAGCACUGUUCUAAACAAUUUGUGACUGGAGGCAAUAAAACCCGUCAUGAAAGAAUUUGCCUCGGCCAAACUACAACGGACCCAACGGACACGGCCAAGACACCAUUACAGUGCCAGCGCUAUUUGCAUUACUAUUCGUCUUUAGCCAACAAAAACCGUAAUGAAAGCAAAACGUUUGCGGGUCCCUCGGAACUAAGUCGCCAUAUACGAGUGCACACGGCCGAGAAACCGUUCACGUGUAAAUACUGCUCCCGUUCGUUUGCAGAUCGAAGCUCCAACAUACGGCAUGAAAGAACUCAUACAAAUGAACGGCCCUUUGCCUGCUCAACAUGUGGCAAGUCCUUCUCCUAUUCUAAUGUCCUGAAGAACCACAUGUUAACUCACACGGAGGAGAUGGCUUUCUUGUGUCUGCCGUGUAAUAAAACCUUUCCCCGUAAGCACCAGCUGGAGCAACAUCUUGCCACAAUAGCCCACCAGCAAGCUGUGAAAGCGCCCAAACCGAUACGAAAUAGGCGAUAUACCACGCGUAUAUGAUGCUGGAGCAAAACAUCGCCGCCGAAGGAAAACCAUCCAGCUGUGAAACCGCACAAUGCUAUACGAAAUACACGUAUCAAAAUCAAAUUAGAUG
This is a messenger RNA of Drosophila obscura, 2847 nucleotides long. Its product is annotated as gastrula zinc finger protein xFG20-1-like. The record is from RefSeq and is a predicted model, not a curated record. The coding region runs from base 87 to 2753 and encodes 888 amino acids. NCBI's taxonomy places the organism in Eukaryota, Metazoa, Arthropoda, Insecta, Diptera, Drosophilidae. Gene Ontology annotation, molecular function: zinc ion binding; DNA-binding transcription factor activity, RNA polymerase II-specific; RNA polymerase II cis-regulatory region sequence-specific DNA binding. Gene Ontology annotation, biological process: regulation of DNA-templated transcription. Gene Ontology annotation, cellular component: nucleus. The transcript has 13 exons.